Messenger RNA from Boleophthalmus pectinirostris (great blue-spotted mudskipper), 1076 nucleotides. RefSeq names its product serine/threonine-protein kinase TAO2-like. Gene Ontology annotation, molecular function: protein kinase activity; ATP binding. NCBI's taxonomy places the organism in Eukaryota, Metazoa, Chordata, Actinopteri, Gobiiformes, Gobiidae. Gene Ontology annotation, biological process: protein phosphorylation. The coding region runs from base 510 to 1076 and encodes 188 amino acids. The transcript has 7 exons. The record is from RefSeq and is a predicted model, not a curated record.
GACCGGAAACGGGCCGCGCUGCUUCCGGUGUCGCUCUGGUCCAUCUUGUUUUUGGCUCGAACAAAACGCGGCUAAAACGCGUCCAUUCCGCCUCCAGAGCCCAGCGCCGCGCUUCCGAACCGGACCGGACUUGUUCCUCGCGUCCUUUCUCCGGUACCGGGAGCCGUGAGGAGCUGGAGCCGCGGGCGAACCGGAGCCACACCCAGAAACGAGGCGAAUGUCCCCGUUAGCAGCGCGGCUAAGUCAGGCUAACGCCGCCGCCUCCGAGCCGCGCUCCGAGCCCCGCCGCGCGCGCUGAAACCCGGCGGGACCGCGGGGCUGCGCCGGGACCGGGACCGGGUCUGGACCGGGGCUGGUGUCCGGGGAGACGGAGCGGGAGCGAGGGGACAUGUGGACGCCGUGUGCGGACUGAGAGCUGCAGGAGGACCGGGGGAGGCGGCGGAUCGGGACCCGUUAGCUCCGAGGCUAACUCUUGUUUUUGGGAUCCACAUUAAGCCGCGGCCCUGGCCAUGCCCUCGAAUGCCCGCGCGGGGAACCUGAAGGACCCUGAUGUGGCAGAGCUCUUCUGUAAAGAUGAUCCAGAAAAACUUUUCUCCGACCUCCGAGAGAUCGGACACGGGAGCUUCGGCGCCGUCUACUUCGCUCGAGACGUGCGGAACAAUGAGGUGGUGGCCAUCAAGAAGAUGUCGUUCAGCGGCAAACAGACCAACGAGAAAUGGCAGGACAUCAUCAAAGAGGUGAAGUUUCUCCAGAAGCUCCGUCACCCGAACACCAUCGAGUACCGCGGCUGUUACCUCCGAGAGCACACGGCCUGGUUGGUGAUGGAGUACUGUCUGGGCUCGGCCUCUGACCUGCUGGAAGUCCAUAAGAAGCCUCUACAGGAAGUGGAGAUCGCCGCCAUUACCCACGGUGCACUGCAGGGCCUGGCGUACCUGCACUCGCACAACAUGAUCCACAGGGACGUGAAGGCGGGGAACAUUCUCCUGACUGAACCUGGGCAGGUCAAACUGGGCGACUUUGGCUCCGCCUCCAUCGUGGCGCCGGCAAACUCCUUCGUGGGCACCCCCUACUGGUGA